UAAACGCUAUUGCCAAAAGAAGAAAAAAAAAAAUGUUAGAACAUCACUAAGGUCACCUUGAGAAGGUCGAAGAAUAGCAGCCAUUCGUCAGUCGCCGGUAUUAAUUAACUCAAAUCUCUUUAAAGGUUAAAAGUAUAUAACUCAAGUUGGAAUAAUUUAAUACGGUACACGCAAUUUCUCAUCAAUAUGGCAAUUAAGUCUAUCAAGGCUCGUCAGAUUUUUGAUUCUCGUGGAAACCCUACUGUAGAGGUAGACUUGGUUACCGACUUGGGUCUUUUCCGAGCAGCAGUUCCCUCUGGAGCUUCCACUGGAGUCCACGAGGCAUUGGAGUUAAGAGACAAUGUGAAGGGAGAAUACCAUGGCAAAGGCGUUCUAACUGCCAUUAAGAACAUCAACUCAAUCAUUGCACCAGAGCUAUUAAAGCAAAACUUUGAAGUAACUCAACAAAAAGAGAUUGAUGAAUUCAUGAUCAAAUUGGAUGGAACUGAAAACAAAUCAAAGUUUGGUGCUAAUGCCAUUCUUGGUGUUUCCUUAGCUGUUGCUAAGGCUGGAGCUGCCAAGAAGGGUGUGCCACUAUACAAGCAUAUUGCUGACUUAGCGGGAAACAAUGAUAUUGUCCUACCAGUCCCUGCCUUCAAUGUUAUCAAUGGCGGUUCACAUGCUGGGAACAAGCUGGCUAUGCAAGAGUUCAUGAUCUUUCCCACUGGUGCUACAUCAUUUAGUGAGGCAAUGAGAAUGGGUUCGGAAAUAUAUCAUCAUUUGAAGAAAAUUAUCAAAGAGAAGUUUGGUCUUGACUCUACUGCUGUUGGUGACGAGGGAGGCUUUGCACCUAACAUCCAGAACAAUAAGGAUGCUCUUUACCUCAUCCAAGAUGCAAUCCAGCAAGCCGGCUAUGCUGGCAAGAUUGAUAUUGGUAUGGAUGUGGCUGCAUCUGAGUUCUACAAAGAUGGUAUUUAUGACCUGGACUUCAAGAACCCCAAGUCUAACCCAGCUGAUCAUUUGUCCUCUGACAAGCUAGCUGAUGUUUAUUUGGACUUCAUUAAAGAUUUCCCCAUGGUCUCAAUUGAAGAUCCCUUUGACCAAGAUGAUUGGGCAGCAUGGAGCAAUUUCACUGCUCGUACUCCAAUCCAAAUUGUUGGAGAUGAUCUCACUGUUACAAACCCAAAACGUAUUACAACAGCUGUUGAGAAGAAGGCCUGCAAUUGUUUGCUGCUCAAGGUGAACCAAAUUGGAAGUGUAACAGAGUCCAUUGAUGCUCACUUGUUGGCUAAAAAGAAUGGCUGGGGAACCAUGGUUUCUCACAGAUCUGGUGAAACUGAAGACACAUUCAUUGCUGAUCUUGUAGUAGGAUUAUCUACAGGGCAGAUCAAAACUGGUGCACCUUGCAGGUCUGAGCGCCUUGCAAAAUACAACCAGAUACUACGCAUUGAAGAAGAACUGGGUGCAGCUGCAAAGUAUGCAGGCAAGAACUUCCGCAGACCUGUUUAAAGUGAACCGUAGACAUUUACAGUCAAUUUGAAAUUACUUAUAUAGUUUUUGUAGCACAAUAAUAAUGCUAUUAAUAAAGUAUAGUCAUAUUCUCAUUUAUACAGUUAUGUUGUUAUUGUUAAGUAUAUUGUAUUAUUAGACUUGCAUAUAGGCAAAGUGAGAACUAUAAUACUUGUCAAAAUUAUUUAAGAUCAUUGUGUAUGUAUGACGUGUUUAUUUAAGAAAAUGCUUUUAUCGUAAUAAAUGUUGCGCUCCUAAA
Messenger RNA from Leptidea sinapis, 1747 nucleotides. RefSeq names its product enolase (gene Eno). Gene Ontology annotation, cellular component: phosphopyruvate hydratase complex. The transcript is spliced from 8 exons. Gene Ontology annotation, biological process: glycolytic process. The coding region runs from base 187 to 1488 and encodes 433 amino acids. Gene Ontology annotation, molecular function: phosphopyruvate hydratase activity; magnesium ion binding. Lineage: Eukaryota; Metazoa; Arthropoda; Insecta; Lepidoptera; Pieridae. The record is from RefSeq and is a predicted model, not a curated record.